AUGCAGAACAGUAAGAAUAUGGUUCCGUACGGUUACACCAACAUCUGCACAAAGGCACCACGCCUAAGCUUGAACCACCUUAUAGCGCAGCCCAUGGCGGCCACUGACGCUGGUGCACCCGCGGCCCCAGCUAAUUCCGCGCCCGGUGGCGUUCGGACAGGAAAGGUGAAGUGGUUCAACAGCACCAAGGGCUUCGGGUUCAUCACGCCGGACGACGGCGGAGAGGAUCUGUUCGUUCAUCAGACGAGCAUCAAGGCGGAGGGCUUCCGCAGCCUCGACGAGAACGAGGCCGUCGAGUUCACCAUCGAAACCGCAGCUGACGGCCGCACCAAGGCGAUUAAUGUCACCGGGCCCGGCGGCGCGUAUGUGAAGGGCGCGCCGAGGCGGGACAACUAUGGCGGCGGCGGCGGGUACGGCGGCGGCGGGUAUGGCGGCGGCGGCGGGUACGGCGGAGGCGGGUAUGGUGGUGGGGGAUAUGGGGGGGAUUUCGGCGGUGGGGGAGGAUAUGGGGGUGCGGGCGGGUAUGGCGGGGGGUAUGGUGGAGGCCGCGGGGGGAGGGUCCGUCCGGUGGCGCAGGUGGUGGGGGAGGAGGAGGACGCACUUGCUACACUUGCGGCCAGCCUGGGCAUAUUGCGAGGGACUGCUUGUCUGGCGGGCAGUAGUGCGAUGGUGUGCUUAUAA
Closterium sp. Yama58-4 is the source of this 681-nucleotide messenger RNA. Lineage: Eukaryota; Viridiplantae; Streptophyta; Zygnematophyceae; Desmidiales; Closteriaceae. The record is from the annotation of a GenBank genome assembly.